UUUAUAAUGUGUAUGGUAGCGCGCUCCUGCACACAGACCCCACGCCAAUAAUUUUGGCGUUCUUUUUUGUUUACCCAUUACAUCACUAAAAGGGCCUUAAUCCGAUAAACAGUUCCCCCCACUGGACGAUCAACUACAGCGUGUCACGAGACAUUGAACCGGCAACAACAUAGUGCAGAGGCCCACUAUUCAAACAGUGAAACAACCAAGAAAUUUGGCCUUCUGUACAAUGAGUGACGGUACCAAUCAGUCCAUACUAUCAGGAAGAUCAAGUGAUGAGAUUGAAACGGAUAGACUCUAUGAAGCGGUAGUGAAAGUGGUAUUACUUGAAUAUUCCAAUGAGGCACGCUUCAGAGUACCUGUUUCAGCCGCAGUUCCACCCACAGACGAUGUCCUGUUACCCAUUACUUUAAUGAAGAACUUACGAGCCAAAUUGAAAUCCAUAGCAUUGAAUCAACCAAAAGAUCAUUAUGAUACUUUAACAAGAAACUCACUCUUACGGUUUUAUACCGAUCUGAUGCAACCCUCAUUUCCAAUAGAUUUGAAACCUCUGGCACUUGUGGCGAGAUUUGCUCAAGCAUCAACUAAGAUCAUUACAAGUAGUAAUUAUACUGAUAGUAAAGAGAUUAAUAAAUUAGUAUCUAAUCAUACUAUUACAUUUGUUAAGAUCGUAAUAGAAACACUUAAGAAUGAUAAGAAUAGAGAACCUUUGGUAGCCAAAUUUGAAGAAAGUAUACGAAUGUUAAAUCCAAGAUCUUCACGAUAUAUAGACUUAUCACAUGCUCAGUUCCUCGACCCAUCGUAUCAGGUAAAUGAUAUAGACCUGGUAGUGGUGCUGGUAGUGGAACGAGUAUUUGGUAAGUCACGAGCUUCACUUCAGAAUGAUGUGAAUAGACUCAAACCUUAUGCACAGUCAAAGGCAUAUCAUCGAGAUAUUCAAACUCUCAAUGAUGAAUAUGUUAGUGCUGGAACUUUCAGUACUAACGAAGGAUAUGAGCGAUGGAAGGAUCACCAGACGAGUGAAACACUCCGAUUACUGGAGAAAUAUCGAGUACCAGAUAAGCAUAAACUAAUAUCACUUCCUUCCCUAGCAGGAGAUAAGUACUAUAUACUUCCACCAUAUUCACAACGGUAUGCUUAUUUGAUAAAGUUCAUUCGAUUAUCAUUACAGACUCAGAGUCAAACCUCAGACUUUCUCCUAUCCAAUGAUUGUCUAAGUUUAUUACGACUCUUAUACACCACUUGGUUUGUAGAUCAUCCUACUCGAGCAGUAGCCAUCUAUACAGCCAUUAAUGUUGAUGAUGAUAUAACCCUCAAUGAAGAUUAUAUCUUUGAUAUCCCCCUCGCCAUAAAGGCUCUUGAUAUGUGUAAGAAGGUGCUUCAAGAGGGGAAUUUGGCAUGGAAUGAUAAGCAUAAAUGGUCCAUUAAGGAUCAAAAUCAAUGGACUCAGAAUCUUACUUUGACAUAUAAUAAAGUGGCUCUAACCAUUAAGAAUUGUGUACCAGAUAUCUAUGGCUCUAAACCAUCUCGAUGUUUAGUAUUUUCAGCAUUUCUUCAUGAUAAUAUCGUAUCAGAUAUCUUAUUCCCCCGAGUUGAAGCUACAGGAUUAAUAACCAAAUGGGAGCAUCGAUUAAAGAGUUCAUUAUUAAACUUGACUAUCGCUCGGUAUAAGCAUUUGUAUAAGCGAAUUCCUCGGAAUCGGAAGCUAGAAAUCACCGAUGUAGCACAAUUACUUACGAAAUUAGAGAAUGAUUUCGAUGGUCUAGGCACUAAAUUCAAACUACCAUUACUUGGAAAUGUUCGAGUGGAUCAUCUAUCGCUUGUGAUUAGUGCCAUGUUCUUCUCGCGAGAUUCCGUCCAGCUAUUGAAGCAUAUCAGUCACUACGAUGAUGAUACCUUGUACGAACUCUUGUUCAGUUCCAAGUCCAUCUACAAGUCUCUCAAACAUAUCUUUAGUGUAUUUCAGCAAUUGGUUGAUAGUCGAACCGUUGAUGUGGAGUUUCUUACCACCUUUAUCAAGCUCCAGAUAGCUAGAAGCACCAAUACCAAGUACUUUGAAGAAUUAGGCCGAGUCCUUGAACAUCCUCAUGGUGUUAUAGAUAACAUUGAACAGAUCCUCUUCCCCGUGGCGUAUGAGUAUGCUGAACAUAUCCCCCAAAGAAUUCGAGACAUUGUGGCCAGUUCCAUCCAAAUGGAUACAUUUCUACCUCUACAGGAAGAUCAAAAGUUCAGUACUUCACCAAAGGAUAUGUUUAAGUUUGUCAAUGAUAUCCGAAGUACUAUAGAUGAACUUGAAUGGACCAAUGCGGAUCAACUGGCUCGGAUCUAUGCCAAGUUCUUACGAGGAGUGUCUAAUGGAGCCAUUGACUUUAGUGAAACCAUCAGUAGUCGAGUGGCAGCUGAGCUCAUAGAUAAGGAACAUAAUCCCAACUUUAAGUUCAGGAGAGAGACCUGUGUGGCCCUCAAUGAUCUCAGUAAAGUCAUAGAGUAUUUGACGACUUUGGAUACCAUCAAGUCAGGAGAUGUGUCGUCCAUCGCCUCCUCCACCACCAGUACCAGUCAUGUGUAUACCAUUCGAGUUGUUCGAGCAGAUAACUUGAUGUGUUUGGAUGCCUCAGGCAACUCGGCCAAAGUGGGACAUCCCUACAUCCAACUCAUCGACAUAGCGUCGGAACGAGUCAUUGGUAAAACCAGAACCUUAACCAGUUCUACCAGUUUGGAAUGGGAUGAAGAGUUUGAAAUCACCGUACCCAACUCCAACGUGCUAAAGUUAUCGCUAGGCGUAUGGGAUGAAGGCCAUAAGGAAUCACUCCUCUGUGGCCGAUCGUCUAAGGAGUUUGAUUUCCGAAAGUUCUCCAGUGAUGGAACACCACAAGAGUUUGAACUUCAAGUUGGAGUUCAAGGCACUUUGGUAGUAGAAGUAUCUGUAGAGAAAGAGAGUGGAGAUGCGAUGUUUCUUAUGGGUAAGGCAUUCCGAUCGCUUCAACGAAGUCAAGAUCGGUCCAUUAAGUGUAUAGUCGAGAAGUUUGAUAGUUCGAUCGCCAGCUACUUGUCGGUGACUACGUUAUCGACCAUCUGUAGUGGGAAGAGAGAACCCACCGAGGAUGAAGUGGAGCAUGUGUUGGAUCCUCUCAAACACUACUUGAACACUAACUUACAAGUGUUAGCGCAGUCUCUAACGAGAGAACUACUUCAACAGGUCAUUGAAGCUACAUGGAACUUGGUGGUAUCUCAUAUAGAUGAUAUGAUAUUACCGAGAUUAACUUCAGCAUCUUCACUCCAAUUGCUCAUUAGAGGUUCAGUAAAUCUCAGUCUCCACAGUACAUUCAGUUCGGCCAUGGCCACUCUUCAUAGAUCUACGUCCAUCAACCGUACGGAAUUCAAUGCUCUCUUCUACUGGCUCGACAGUAUGAAGGGAUUCUUUGAUAGUGACGUAGUGGAUGUACUGCUGAACCCAAAGUACCAAUCACUACUCCUCCUCCCCGACUUAUACUACAAGGACACUGCCUGGCUAAUUCAACAAGUGGAUCAACUCAGUGAAUCCUCUUCUACCACUACUACUCCGUACAGUGGCCAUGGCCUCACACGACUCUUUACUCGAUCCAGAACCAGAACCAUUAGAGCUCAUGCGACUAUCCGGACUCGACGAGAAGCUGCAGCUCUUGAUCAACAGUCUCGGCAAGAUCCGACAGUCGUCAAUAAGGCACGUGAGGAUAUGCUCUUACGACUCCUUAUAGCUCGCAAUGAAAAGAGGUAUGUAGUCAAACAACUCAAACUGCGAGAAAGACACGCUCAUGAUAUGGCCAUUAGUAAUUUGGCCAUGAAGAUUACUCAGACAAACUUCAGAUAGUUGUACAUAAACAAUAAUAAACAAUACAA
Messenger RNA from Scheffersomyces amazonensis, 3879 nucleotides. RefSeq lists its product as uncharacterized. Lineage: Eukaryota; Fungi; Ascomycota; Pichiomycetes; Serinales; Debaryomycetaceae. The transcript has a single exon. Bases 230 to 3850 code for a protein of 1206 amino acids. The record is from RefSeq and is a predicted model, not a curated record.